AUGGGAUUCAGGACCAGCAGCUGUGAUGAGAGCCUCUUUCUCAAGGGUGAGGGGGAGAAGCUGGUGCUGUUUCUGGUCUAUGUGGACGACAUUCUUCUCUUCAGCAGCAGCAUGAAGGAGAUCCAGAAAGUGCAGCAGCAACUGAUGGAGAACUUCAAGUGCAAGAACCUUGGGGAGGUAAAGUACUACCUCGGGAUGCACGUGGAGAGGGAUCCAGAUCACAGGUGGUUGAAGCUGCACCAGGAGAAGUUCAUCAAGGAGCUGGGGGAGAAGUAUGGGAUUGAGAAUGAGCGCAAGGUUGCAACUCCCCUGCCAGCACAAUUCAAGCUUGUGAAGGCUGCAGAGGAUGAAGGGGUUGAAGCCGAGGAGCAGCAGCAAUUUCAGUCCUUGGUGGGCAGCCUCUUGUACGCAGCAGUUCACACGAGGCCCGAUAUCUCUUUCUCGGUUGGGCAGCUGGCUAGGGUGGUGCAGAAUCCAUCAGAGGAGCAGGUGGAUGCAGCUGAGCGUGUGGUGAAGUACCUGAACUCUCACCCAAGCAUUGGAGUUCAAUAUUCCGCAUCUGCACAGGUGAAGCAGAAAGGGGUGGAGGUGCUGAAAGAGAAGGGGGAGAGGCUUGGAGAAGGCAAGCUAUUUCUCACUUGCUUUACCGAUGCUACGUGGGCUUCUGAGAAGGAGGAUUCCUCAUCUGUGGGAGGAUACAUCUGCGUAGUUGGGGGAGGACCUGUCAGUUGGAGGUCCAAGAAGCAGACGGAGACGGCACUCUCUUCCGUAGAAUCAGAGUACAUGGCGAUGUUCCAUGGGGUGAAGGAGGUGAUUUGGCUGAGGAGGCUGUUAGAGGAGAUUGGCCAGGAGCAGAAAGUUGCUACGCCGCUGUUUUGUGAUAGCAAGGGGGCUCUUGGGAUGGCCAGAAACGCUGUGCUUCAUGGGCUGAACAAGCACAUGCGUAUCAAGUGGCACUGGCUGCGUAAGGAGGUGAAGAGGGGGACGGUGCAUCCGAUCUACAUCAAGACUCACCAGCAGCCAGCAGACUUUCUCACCAAGAGGCUUGCGGAUGAGCCUCAUUGGCGUUGUGUGCGCAUGAGUGGAAUGAGCAUGAACUAG
Molecule: messenger RNA, 1101 nt
Organism: Closterium sp. Yama58-4
Lineage: Eukaryota; Viridiplantae; Streptophyta; Zygnematophyceae; Desmidiales; Closteriaceae
Source: the annotation of a GenBank genome assembly